Messenger RNA from Cyprinodon tularosa, 1431 nucleotides. Its product is annotated as keratin-associated protein 9-3. The record is from RefSeq and is a predicted model, not a curated record. Lineage: Eukaryota; Metazoa; Chordata; Actinopteri; Cyprinodontiformes; Cyprinodontidae. The transcript has 5 exons. Bases 212 to 550 code for a protein of 112 amino acids.
AGGGACCGCGGGUUCCGGUUCGGGUCCAUUAAGGCUGUUUAUGUCCAGCCGAACUUUGCCUCUACAUCAAGCUACAGUCUGAAGAGUCUGGGUCUGAGAGAACCUCUCCUCGCUGCCUCGGUGCUCAGAAGUUCCUCCUGUGAAGCAGUCCCAGUCUGGCGGAGGACCACUGACCCGGGCCAGUUGGUUUCUGUCCCAGCCAGACGGCAGCAUGCAGGUUCUGCCGGUCUGGGGCCUCGCCGUGCCGCUGCCUGCAGUGAUGAUGAUCACCGUGGCUCUCUACAUGGCGGUUCUGGGGGUGGGGCUGUGGAUCCGAUACUGCCUCAAGGACCGCUGCUCCCCCGGCUGCUGCAGCUGCUGCCCCGAUGUGUCGCUGUGUGAGCGCUGCCUCCACCUGGCCCAGCUGUGUGACUGCCGCCUGCCGAGCCUCAGCGCCUUCCUGCCCUCCUGCUCCGCUCCUGCUUGCCUCAGCCUGGACUGCGCCUGCACCUGCCAGCCUCCUGACUGCGACUCCUGCAACUGCCUCUGCUUUGAGAUCCGGAUCAAGUAGGCCCGGUUCUGAUCCGUUUGGAGUUUAUACUCUGACCUGCAGAGAUGAAGGCUUUUUUCAGAGCUGAUCUUCACCGUGACCCGUUCCGGCUGACCAGCGGGUCUGAACUGGUUAUUUCCAUGCUGAGCAGUAGAGGGCGCUCUCGGUCCGAGCUUCUAGAUCCCAGGCUCUAUCUAGCCCCGCCUCCAGCUCGUCAUUCAGACCACCAGAUGUGAAAGAAGGCAAUGAUCAUCACCAUGGAAACAAUGAAGCAUGGUGGAGGCAGCAUUAUGGUGUGGGACAGGAAGCUGGCUCGAAAUAAAGAGACUGGUGGAGGCUAAAGAGGACAUGUGCCUGAGGUGGAGGUCCACCUUCCAGCAGGACUACUAGCCUAAACAUCAAGGUGGAGACACCAGCUGAUUGAACCGAGCCUUCAUCCAUCAUCCACCAGGUCCUCAGGUCAUCCACCAGGUCCUCAGGUCAUCCACCAGGUCUUCAGGUCAUCCGCCAGGUCCUCAGGUCAUCCACCAGGUCUAGUCCUCCACGGUUUUUCCAGUAAGGCAGGAGCUCCAGCAGCGGGGGCCCGCCUCCCCCAUCCUUUGAGCCUAGAGACGCCUCUGGCCUUCACAUACAUAGAUCUGCCGUUCCAUCGUCAUGCCGAUCGGAUCGUGUCAGCUCUGACACCAGGCCAGUUCUGCGUCCUCCAUGUUCCCCCGGUCGACUGAUGAGAUCAGGAGCAGAACGUUUCCCGUCGCUGACGCCAGGAAGAAGAAGAAGGGCGGCGGUGGCUGGGAGGAGGCACAUGUGUUUGACACAAACAGGAUGUCAUUGGUCCAACAAACCGACCCUCCAGAGGCUGACGGCGUGCUGAUGUGGCGCUGACGGCAUGCUGAUGUGGCGCU